GUUGAAUUGCGUUAAUCUGAGCUCUCAGAGCAGCAGGAACCAAGUCGUUCUAAUAAAUGUGUAAUUCAAAUAAAUUCCAAUCUCGCCAACGGACAUUUGCAUCCUGAUUAUUCAUGUCAACCUUCGAAUGGGAAAAACAAAUGCUUAUAGCCAAAACAAACAGGUAGCAAACAAGAUAAUGGACAGGUAAUGUCUCAGCCCGCAGAUGGCAGAGCAGUUUUCCCGAGGGAUCUGGGCAAGUCUGGCCUACAGUUUACCUGGCUACUGGAGUCGCUUGGCCAUCGUUAGUUGUGUUUCGUGCUUCCUACUUGCAAGAGCUCAGCAAAAAUGCUGGCUUUUUUGAUUUACACUAUCUUGGCGAUUUUACUGAGUGUCGUGGCCACGUCCUACAUAUGCAUUCUAUAUGAAGUCAAACGCCGCGUAAUUCAGCUCGUUAAAACAAAGAAGUCAACUGAAGUCCAUCACAUAGCUUAUCAAAAGUUUAAUCAGGCUCCUGGGCCGCGACCAUGGCCCAUUAUUGGGAAUCUUCAUCUGCUGGAUCGAUAUAGAGACAGUCCCUUUGCGGGAUUUACGGCGUUGUCAAGACAGUACGGAGACAUUUACUCCUUGACUUUUGGACACACCCGCUGUUUGGUGGUGAACAACUUGGAGCUGAUCCGCGAGGUGCUCAACCAAAAUGGCAAGGUGAUGAGCGGGCGGCCGGACUUCAUACGAUAUCAUAAACUAUUUGGAGGCGAGCGGAGCAAUUCGCUGGCACUCUGCGAUUGGUCACAGCUGCAGCAGAAGAGAAGGAAUCUCGCCCGACGCCACUGCUCGCCCAGGGAGUCCUCCUCCUUCUACAUGAAAAUGUCCCAAAUUGGCUGCGAGGAAAUGGAACACUGGAAUCGGGAGCUGAGCAACCACCUGGUCCCUGGAGAACCGAUCAAAAUAAAGCCUCUGAUUCUCAAGGCCUGCGGAAAUAUGUUUAGUCAGUACAUGUGCUCUAUGAGGUUUGACUACGAUGAUCUGGAUUUCCAACUGAUUGUUCAAUACUUCGAUGAGAUAUUCUGGGAGAUCAAUCAGGGACAUCCGCUAGAUUUUCUACCCUGGCUAUGUCCCUUCUACCAGCGACACCUGAACAAGAUCAUCAACUGGUCCUCGACCAUCAGGCAAUUCAUAAUGAACAGGAUUAUCCGACAUCGGGAGCUGAACAUCGAUUUGGAUGAGCCAGAUCGGGAUUUUACAGAUGCCCUACUUAAAAGCCUGAUUGAAGAUAAGGAUGUCUCCCGGAACACGAUCAUCUUUAUGCUGGAGGACUUCAUUGGCGGACACUCAGCGGUUGGAAAUCUCGUGAUGCUAGUGCUGGCCUAUAUAGCCAAGAAUCCGGAUAUUGGAAGAAGAAUCCAAGGGGAAAUAGACACAAUUACAGCAGAGGAAAAGAGGCCAAUUAAUUUACUGGAUAUGAAUGCAAUGCCGUACACGAUGGCGACGAUUUUUGAGGUGCUGCGAUAUUCAUCCUCUCCAAUUGUUCCCCAUGUGGCCACCGAGGACACAGUGAUCUCUGGCUACGGGGUGACCAAGGGCACCAUUGUGUUCAUCAACAAUUAUGUGCUGAACUCCAGCGAGAACAACUGGGUAAAUCCUACAGAAUUUAAUCCAUUCAGAUUUUUGGAAACAUCAAAGGGACCAAACACGAACAAUUUUAAAGGUUCUGAUUCCGGCAUCGAAAGUGAUAAUGAAAAACUUCAACUAAAGAGGAAUAUUCCCCAUUUUCUGCCCUUUAGCAUCGGGAAGCGGACUUGCAUCGGCCAGAAUUUGGUGAGGGGCUUCGGUUUCCUGGUCCUGGUCAACGUAAUGCAGAGAUAUGAUAUCAGCAGUCAUGAUCUUUCGACGAUUAAGAUCAGUCCGGAGAGUUUGGCACUGCCUGCCGAUUGCUUUCCAUUGGUCUUGACACCCAGAAAAUAAUAAAUUGCCAAUAGAUUUGAUUAUUGGACAAAUCUCUCUAAGCGCUAGCAACUAAAGUAUAUAACAGAAAUAGCUCAAUAUAUAAAAUCGAUCCAAAAUAAGAUUACUGCAAUAUCUUCUAUCGAACAUAAGAAAUAAGCUGAAUCAAAUAGUAAAACUAUUUUACUGUUGAGUAUAUUUUCUAUUAUUCCACUAACGCAAAUACAAAACUUGUAUUUCAUGUUUAUAUUUUGUACGAUACCAUACACGCAAAGUCUUACAGCUGCUCACCAUACUAUAAAAAUUUCACAUACAUUCGAUUCUUGCGGAUCUUAAUGUUAGAUUAAUUCGUUAAGAACUUCGUUAUAAUAAAUGACUCAAAUAUGUUUACUGUGUACGCCGAUUGUUAAUUCAAGUAUAAUUCUUAAGCGAACUAUUUACAUUUUUUAUUUUCUUUUAGAAAUCAAUAAACGUGGUCCGAGUUGGAUCAUUUAUAAAUGACAUAGAAACUUAAAGCUGAAUAAACCUAAAU
Molecule: messenger RNA, 2455 nt
Organism: Drosophila erecta
Lineage: Eukaryota; Metazoa; Arthropoda; Insecta; Diptera; Drosophilidae
Gene: spo
Product: cytochrome P450 307a1
Exons: 1
Coding region: 328-1944 (538 amino acids)
Molecular function (GO): oxidoreductase activity, acting on paired donors, with incorporation or reduction of molecular oxygen; heme binding; monooxygenase activity
Source: RefSeq, a predicted model, not a curated record